UUACAAAUAUUUAACUGUAUAUUUAAAACAAUUUUCGACAAUCUGUCGGCAUCUAUGUGCUUUAGCAAUACUAGAGUUAGAUAUAUCAAAAGUCCAACCCCCUCCCCCUAUUCCCGUCAUCAUUAUAAGAAUACUAAUAGUGCACAUGAGCAAUGAGAAAUUAAAGAAUGUCUGCUUCUAUAUCUUGAUACAUUAUAGAUUCCAUCUCGAAUGCAUCGUCAGCAACUACGAGAAACAUUCACUUCCCCUUGAUGACCCCUCCUCGCGUUCAUCCACCACCGCCACCAUCACCAUCAUCGCCUUCAUCCGGGCCUUCACCAUCACCACACUUUUCCUUCGUCUCACCGAGGGACGUGUUCCUCGCCCCGCCCAGAACACAUCGACGCCGACAACGGACAACGUUCAAUGCGGAGAUGCUCGACGUCCUCGAGACGGCCUUCGCUCGCACGCCCUACCCAGAUAUCUCUCUCAGAGAAGAACUAGCGAGGGUCGUGCAGCUCAACGAGUCAAGAAUCCAGGUUUGGUUUCAAAACCGGAGAGCCAAACAGCGCAAGUUAUCUCGACAAGCUUUUCUUCACCACCAUCACCAACAUCACCAGGCCGCUCGGUCCACGUCAUCUUCGCACAGGCGCUCUCCGCCCUCGACCACGCCCUCGGCGACUACGCCCAUUGCUAACCUUACCUCCACCAAUGGGACGAUGACAUUGGCUAAUCGCAAUGAUUCAGAUGAUGAUAAGGAGUGCGCCUAUAUUAACAUUCAUCAAAAAUCGACUUCGCAGUCAUAUUCGUCAUAUUGAUUAACAGACCUUAAUACACAAUACUUGCAGGGGACAUCUUGAAAAUGCUUUCUGCUAGAAAAUAAUUGUUUUCAUAGCAUCAUUACAACGUUGUCUAUAUUUUUGUUUUUCAUAUUUUAUUAAAAAUGAGAUCAAUGCCACAUGAAUGUAAGUAUGACCAGAUAUGGCUCUUAAGUUUCUGAUUCACUUAAUUGUUUCUAGUUUUAAAACUAUUUUACAAAAUAAAUAAUACAGACAAAAUGAUAUUGUCAGAAGGUGAGUACCUCAUAUCAAGUUGUUUGCAUGUACACAUAAUUAAAAAAGUUGUUGGCAUGUAGUACUAAUUGAAUGAAAAGACUGAACUAAAUGAAGAGUGUAAUAUGGAAAACUACGGUAACAGCAAUAUGGUGAAAGCUACGCUUGUAGGAACGAGCGAUCCAUGAUUCACUAAAUAUUGAAAUCACGGUAUUAGAAAAUUAAUGUACGUCAUGACAACAGUUACAAUAACAACAACAAAAACUUCAGGAAAAAAGAAUAUGAAUGAAUGUAUACCAUUCUGUUCUUUUA
Strongylocentrotus purpuratus (purple sea urchin) is the source of this 1343-nucleotide messenger RNA. RefSeq names its product homeobox protein MIXL1-like. The coding region runs from base 252 to 797 and encodes 181 amino acids. Gene Ontology annotation, biological process: regulation of transcription by RNA polymerase II. Lineage: Eukaryota; Metazoa; Echinodermata; Echinoidea; Camarodonta; Strongylocentrotidae. The record is from RefSeq and is a predicted model, not a curated record. The transcript has 2 exons. Gene Ontology annotation, cellular component: nucleus. Gene Ontology annotation, molecular function: DNA-binding transcription factor activity, RNA polymerase II-specific; RNA polymerase II cis-regulatory region sequence-specific DNA binding.